AUGCAACACCAUACUCAAAUAAAAGCUACCUUAAAAUCAUUGGAGGCCUUUUUUCUUUCUGAAAACCAUUUUCAAGAGACCAGUGAGAAUGCAGCGAUCGUACAAGCUUGUUUAGAGAGUUUGGGAACCUGCGAGUCUUUGAACCAUGUACCAGUGCCAUUGUUUAUGAACAUGGCCUUCAUUGAUCAUUGUUUUGCUUUAGGAGUAAACACGAAUCCACCCAUAAAUGACGAUCCAAACUUGACACUUUCGCGCGCUAUACUUUGGGAUACAGACCUCAUAAGUAGAUCUCUAAACAGAUUAUCGUGCAUCGAAAAGGAGAGAAUGGAAUGCUUUCGCUCAUCGACUUCAUCUACUGACAGGAAUGAUGAGCGUUUUGCCCAAGAAUGCAAUUUAAAUCUUGAGGCUAUCAGACUAUAUGCUGUGGCCAAGACAGGGGUUUUACGUUGGAUGACAUUUCACCUAUUAGAACAAAGGCAUGUCGAUUUUGCAACACUAUCAGAUUUUCUUGACAUAUGGUACACGGACAGCCCGUCCGAAAAGAAGGUAUUAGAAAAGAUUGCAUCCAUAGAUGAGAAAAAAAGGAUCAAAAAAAUCCAUCACUUCCAAUCCGAAAUGCCAUGGGUCAAUAUUCAUAGCAUCCUUGGACGUUAUCUGCUGUGUACCAAACUAGAAUUAGAGUUAUUUCACGGUUACAAUUUUUAA
Schizosaccharomyces osmophilus is the source of this 705-nucleotide messenger RNA. It is a transcript of the gene poz1, whose product is annotated as shelterin complex subunit Poz1. The record is from RefSeq and is a predicted model, not a curated record. The transcript is spliced from 3 exons. NCBI's taxonomy places the organism in Eukaryota, Fungi, Ascomycota, Schizosaccharomycetes, Schizosaccharomycetales, Schizosaccharomycetaceae. Bases 1 to 705 code for a protein of 234 amino acids.